Messenger RNA from Hippoglossus stenolepis (Pacific halibut), 693 nucleotides. RefSeq names its product melanocortin receptor 5. Gene Ontology annotation, biological process: G protein-coupled receptor signaling pathway. The coding region runs from base 179 to 646 and encodes 155 amino acids. The transcript is spliced from 4 exons. NCBI's taxonomy places the organism in Eukaryota, Metazoa, Chordata, Actinopteri, Pleuronectiformes, Pleuronectidae. Gene Ontology annotation, cellular component: membrane. Gene Ontology annotation, molecular function: melanocortin receptor activity. The record is from RefSeq and is a predicted model, not a curated record.
CUUUUACAGCUCAGCAUCACGAUGCGUAAAUCCACAGGUCUGGUGUUCCACAGAAGCAUUAUCCUGUCCAUCUGAGCCACUUGUGUAAACGAUUUGAGUCACAGCUCCACUGAAAGCCUGCUUGAAAAAUGCCUUUCAAAAUAGAGCAGCAGUGAACUGGACCAGAGCCACAGUAAAGAUGAAUGAGUCUCAUGAGCUUUUCUAUCAGGAGGAGGUGGUGAUGGGUAACUCCACAUGGGCAUACACUUACUAUCACCAAAACUACACCCUGCCUCCUCCACUGCUACCAGACAAGAGGAGCACCUCUAAACCUGCAGCAUGCGAGCAGGUCCACAUUGCUGUAGAGGUCUUUCUAAUCCUGGGUAUUAUCUCCCUGCUGGAGAACAUCCUGGUUAUCACAGCCAUAGUAAAGAACAAGAACCUCCACUCACCCAUGUACUUCUUUGUCUGCAGUUUGGCAGUAGCAGACAUGCUGGUGAGUGUGUCCAAUGCCUGGGAGACCAUCAUCAUUUACCUUCUGAACAACAGACAGCUGGUGGUGGAAGACCACUUCAUCCGGCAGAUGGACAAUGUGUUUGACUCCAUGAUCUGCAUCUCUGUUGUUGCGUCGAUGUGCAGCUUACUGGCCAUCGCUGUGGACAGGUAAUCAGGGAGGGAGGGAGAGAGGUGUGUAUGGAAAGAUGUAUGUGGUAG